GGUUGGGAUCAGAUGGCGCUGGGGAGGAUGCCGGCUGCUGUGAGUUUAUCAGUUGGUUGGUUGGUUGAUUGGAUGGAUGGGCGGUGCCUGUCUUCUUGAGGAGCGACUUGGCUGCGGACGAGGAACUCAAGGAUUUGUACAUCAUGCUCGAUAGAGUGGAUGUACAUUGUAUCUGGGUAUCCCAAGCGGUCCUGAACCUCCUUCCGGAGCCCAUCCCUGAUGUCCCCGGCGGCGAGGUCGUCAGAGACCCUGGGAUGGGCGUGUUCUGCGACAAUGCCAUGGACAUGGUGAUGGCGCUAUGGCCCAAGCCGGACAGUAAAAAGAAACAGCGGUUUGUGAAGAGCGCCAUGGGGAAGUUGAACGAAGUAGGAAUUGUAGGAAUUCACGAUGCUGGAGUCACUCCUGAAAAUCUAGACCUGUACAAGACUCUAGCGGGAACGGAAGACUGGACGGUGCGAGUCUAUGCUAUGGUUGAAUGUUACGAGCGGAACACGUUCUGUCCAUCCGAGGUUGAACGAUACACAAGCCCAGACGGUUCUUUGAUGAUAAAGAGUGUGAAGCUCUUUGCUGAUGGUGCUCUAGGAAGCUGGGGUAGCGCUUUGCUUGACCCCUAUACGGAUCGCCCAGAAACAUCCGGAUCGUUACUCGUCAACGCAUCCGAAUUAGUGUAUGAUACAGUUGCAUGGGCCAAGCAAGGCUUCCAGGUAAAUAUACAUGCAAUUGGUGACCUGGCGAACCGUUAUGCCGUGGAUGCCAUUGUUUCCGCUCUCAGACUACUCUGCCCCAACGAGCCCCUUUCAGUCUGCCAGUCUUAUCACCGCUUCCGCAUCGAACACGCGCAAAUAAUACAUCCAGACGAUCAGGCUCGUAUCCACGCCGUCGGAAUCAUUCCUUCUAUCCAGCCAACCCAUGCCACCAGCGACAUGGCGUAUGCGGAGAAGAGACUCGGAAAAGAACGUACCGCAAAAGAAGCAUACAGAAUGCGCUCUUUGUUAGAUGUCCGCCCGGUCCUAGGAAGCGACUUCCCCGUGGAGCCACCUAACCCAUUCCAAGGCAUGUACGCCGCCAUCACCAGACGAAGCCCGCAUACCGGCAAAGGCACCGACGACGCCCCCGAGGGCUGGCACACGGACGAAGCUCUCACAUUGGACCAGGCCAUCCGCGGCUUCACCGAGGGGCCUGCGUACGGAGGGUUCACGAAGGGGAAGACGGGCGUUAUCAAACCGGGGGCGUACGCCGAUUGGGUGGUCUUGGAUGCGCCGCUAGGGGGGGCCUUGGAUGUGGAGGACUUGCGGUCUUUGAGGGUACGGGAGACGUGGGUGGCGGGAAAGAAAGUUUAUUCACGGUAUUCGUGAGGAUAAUGAUUAUAAAUGGAUGUUGGGGUUUGGUGUUUCUGUACCUAGGUAGAGGAACUCGUGUGUUUGGGUAUGGGAUAAAGAGUACGCAAAGCACAUAUAUACCUAUCUAGGAGAAUGGAGAGCGUGUGUUAUUGUUAGAGAGAAGGGUGCCAAUGACGAAGCGAUGUUGAUUAAAAAGGAAAAAAUAGAAGAAUAAAAAGAAGACUUUGGAAUCC
Messenger RNA from Hypoxylon fragiforme, 1573 nucleotides. RefSeq names its product amidohydrolase 3. Gene Ontology annotation, molecular function: hydrolase activity, acting on carbon-nitrogen (but not peptide) bonds. The record is from RefSeq and is a predicted model, not a curated record. Bases 144 to 1355 code for a protein of 403 amino acids. Lineage: Eukaryota; Fungi; Ascomycota; Sordariomycetes; Xylariales; Hypoxylaceae. The transcript is spliced from 3 exons.